Molecule: messenger RNA, 3313 nt
Organism: Harmonia axyridis
Lineage: Eukaryota; Metazoa; Arthropoda; Insecta; Coleoptera; Coccinellidae
Product: ABC transporter F family member 4-like
Exons: 9
Coding region: 488-3244 (918 amino acids)
Source: RefSeq, a predicted model, not a curated record
AUUCGGUCUUGUUGAGGUUUUGCGUGUUUCUAUAAAACUAUUCAAGAAUUCAUAAAAGUUUUCAUGAUGACAGCUUCAUCAAAACCAUAGUAAACUCAAGUAGUAUAAGGAAAAAUAUUAUCUGACUAUUCCGUAACUCGUAACAACAGAUCCGACAGUUUUGAGAGCUCCAAUUAAUUCACUUCAAGAGAUUCUAUUCUCUUAUUUUUUGUUUAGCUCUUUUAUUCACUAACUCAUCUCCUUACUGAUCCCUUAGGUCAAUUUCAUUCCAAUAAGACUCUGGUCGCUUUAAUUCCUUUGUUAGUUUGCGCAAUCACAUUAUUUCAUCCUAUCGUUUGUGUGCAGAAUUUGUAAUGUCCAAGUCAUUAUCUGUAAAAACCGGAAAAUGACCAAAUGCAAAUGAUAAGGUAUUUUUGUUGGUUUUCACAGUGUCUUGCUGAUGCGUUCAGCGCUCAUCAGCUAUUGAUAAAAAAUUAUUGAUCAAAAUAUGUCGUAUCUCGAAUUUUCAAAGUCUUCGCGCUUACAAAAUUUAUCGAACAAGGAUCUCAAAAAACUUAUAAGAAAUAAUGAAUACUAUGCAAGUUGCUACAUAGUAAUACAUGAAGAAAACUUUGAGGGGAUGGAUAUACUGAAUUUGUCUGAAAAUAAAUUGACUGCAUUAAAGUUACCACAAUGGUUAACACAAAAACUCAUUUCUCUAAAAGAAACCCUUAUCAAGAAUCCAGAAAUACUUCUACAAUCAGAAGAAGAAACUCAAAGAGAAGAUCACAGGAAGAAUGUCUGGAUUACGGACUCAUUGCAAAAUAGUAAAACACCAUUCAGAAAGACAUCGACAACUAUAAAAAAACCGAAUAUAGAUUUCACUUAUGAUGAAGAUAAUUAUUUGAAUCCAAAUUCUAUGAAACGACCAAAAGAAAUGAACUCAGAGAAGAUAGAACAGAAAAAAAGCGGAUUACUAAAAUUUUCCUAUCGAAGAAGUCCAGAAGUACCUUCCACUCCGCAAAGAAAACCAGAAGUAAUACCACGUUCUGAUGAGAACGUCGAAGAGAAUACAUAUGAACCUCCUCCAAGACAUGCAUCAACUCUUCCAGUUCAGUCUAAGACACUACCACCACCACCACCACCUGAAGACCUAGCUGAUGAAUAUGAACUUCCGCCAAGGUUUGGGCCCAAACAAAUCGAAUCUAUAGAUCCAAUAGAUUAUGAUUACAUAGAAACACAAAAAGAAGAGAAACCUUUAAAACGCAAAAAGUCAACAUUCUACAUCGAUAGUGAUUUUCCACCUCCAUUUCCAGAUGAACCAAUUCCUCGUAGAACAGAAAUUACAAAAACUACGGGUUUUUCUCUUUACAUGAACACAAAUGAAAGUCACACUAAAAUUGUUUCCAAUGGAGGUAAACAUUUUAGACCAUCCUCGGCAAGAAGACCACUUCCGCCUCUACCAACUGAUGCCAAUCAUUCUUUAAAUAAAAAAACUACUAAUAGAGUGGUGAGGAAUAAAGACUUCGAAGCGGAACACGAGGCUUCCGAGAGUGAAACUCCUGAAACAGAAACUUUGCCAGAAUACGGAAACACUACUGAAUUAAUAGAGAAAACAUCAAUUAAAACCAGUAAAAUUUCGACCGAUAAAAAUGGUUUUCUAAAUAGUUUGAAAUCUACAAUUAGUCAAAGAAAAAAUUAUCUCGGCGAUAAAGGCUCCAGAGAAUUACAAGAAAAGGUACAAAACAGACUUGGAAAUAGUGAAAUUAAUAGAAAUGAUUCUAAAAGGGAGAAACAUUCCUCAAGAUUGCAAUUGGACCUACCCAAACCACCUAACGCAUUACCAAAACAUGUGCAAAGUUCGUAUUUCGGAGAGAUUCCUGAUAAUGGUGGGGAAGAUGAAAGUUCAGAAAGCCUUCCCGACUACUGCAACACUGAUGAAACCAAAACGAAACAAACAACCAGCAAAACCCAACAAAGUCUGCUGGCACAAGAAAUAACCAUGACGAAGCUCAAAUCCAGUAAAUCAAAAACUGGAUUCGGUAAUUUUUCAGAUAAAAGAAUGGAUGUACAAGAGAAACGUACAACUACCAAACAGCCUGUAAGUUGGAAACAUCAUGGCGAACUUGAGGUGGGAGAUUUAGAGAAUGACCAAGAAACACUUCCGGAAUACGGAAACACAUUUGAACAUACGGGAAUUGCCUUUAAACAAACAGAGAAAACAUCAAUACAGAAUAAGAAGAGUCCUAUAACUGACAAGGGUUUUCUUAAUUCUUUGAAAACCAAAAUUAAUCGAAGAAAAUCAAAUACUUUUCUCGAUGAUGAGAGCUCCAGAGAGUUGCAAGAAAAAAUACAAUAUAGGCUUGGAAAUAGAGAAACUAAUAUGAAUGAUUCUAGAAACGAGCAAUCCUCAUCAAAAUUUCAAUCGAAUCUACCCAAACCUCCUAUUACAUUACCAAAGCAUGGUGAAAGUGCGUAUUCUGGUGAUACUUGUGAUUAUGGUAACGAAGAUGAGAAUCCGGGCCAGAAAAAUGUGAGUCAACUAGCAUUAGAAAUAUCACGGAAAAAACUCAGACCCGCAACACCAAAAAAGGAAUUCCAGAAUAUCCAAGAAAAAAGAAUGGAUGACAAACCCAAACCUUCUGCUACCGAACAACCGUCAAGUUGGAAGUCUCAUUACAAAUCUGAAGAGGGCACUUCCGAACAAGAUGGUCAAGACUUUCGAGGUUUGUCAACACCAACCGAAAAUUUUAAAUUGGAUCACCUCGCUGAUGAACUCCGAAAUUGGUUGAAAAAGAGGAGACAAGAAGAGGAUCACAUUGAAGAUGGUGAAUUUGAACAAGAUGAUGAAUUCGAACAAGAUGACGAAUUCGAACAAGAUGAUUUCGAACAUGAUAAUUAUGAUGUAGGGGGAGCACAUAGAGAUUUACUUAAUUUCAACAACGAGCCUUUCUACAGGAAUACUGACCGAAAAGGUGCGAUAGAAUUACUUAAUGAUUUGGAAGAUGGAGCAUUCCUAUUGCGACCGAGCAGAAAGUUUUUCCUAUCAAUCACAAUAAAGAAAAACGCAAAAUAUUUCAAUUUAGGUAUCGAGAGAACACCAAACAAUAAAAUCACCUGUGGAGAAGGAUCCAUGAAAUCGCCAGAAUUUGACUCUUUCAAAGAAUUUCAAGACUAUUUUGAACAUUCUCCCCUUCUAGUCCAGAGUGAAAGAGGUUUAGAGGAAGUAUAUUUGAGAAAAGUUUUGCCUCCAAAUAGAUAUUAAUCAGUGUAUAAGUUAUUACCUAUGUAUAUAAUAUUAUAUAUGAGAAAAUAAAAUAAUAUAUUAUUAGUA